AUGCCGCCGUGCCCCUCGCUCUCCGGUAUGAGCCGCCCGGCGGCGCUGCGCGCCGGCAUGCGCCGCGCCGUCGCGACCCGCGUGUCGUCGUACACGGGCGCGGACAUCCCGGCGCCCGCGCGCGGCGCAGGGCACUUCCUGCACAUCGACGACUUCACCACCGACGAGCUCAAGUCGAUGCUCGACCAGGCCGCACUGGUCAAGAAGACCUUCAAGGGCGGCGACACGUCGUUCCAGCCCUUCAAGGGCAUGUCCCUCGCGAUGAUCUUCGCCAAGGCGUCCAUGCGCACCAAGAUGUCCUUCGAGACCGGCUUCACCAAGCUCGGAGGCACGGCUACCUACCUCGGGCCUGACGAGGCCGGCGUGGGGAAGCGCGAGGCCCCGAAGGACGUCGCGCGCGUGCUGAGCCGGUACAACAACAUGAUCAUGGCCCGGCUGUUCGACCACGAGCACAUUCUGGAGCUGGCGCGCUACGCCGAGGUGCCGGUCAUCAACGGCCUGACGGACUACAACCACCCGUGCCAGAUCAUGGCCGACGCGCAGACGCUGAUCGAGGCCCGCGGCUCCCUCGAGGGCUCCAAGGUCGUGUACGUCGGCGACGGCAACAACAUCGUCAACUCGUGGCUCCGCCUCGCGGCGCGGUUCCCGUUCGAAUUCGUGUGCGUGUCGCCCGAGGGGUACACGCCGGACCCCGCGACCGUCGCGCUCGCGGAGAACUCCCCCGUGGGGUCGACGGUCCUGGUCACCUCGGACACGGACGCCGUGAAGGGCGCCGACGUCAUCUACACGGACGUGUGGGCGUCCAUGGGGCAGAAGGCCGAGGCGGCGGAGCGGUUCAAGAAGUUCCAGGGGUUCACGGUGGACGAGGCGAUGAUGGCCAAGGCCGGGCCGCAGGCGUUCUUCAUGCAUUGUCUGCCAGCAGAGCGCGGGAUCGAGUGUACCGACGGAGUGAUCGAGUCGGACCGGUCGAUCGUGUUCAGCGAGGCGGAGAACCGGAUGUGGGCGCAGAUGGGCGUCAUGCUGCACAUGAUGGGCGCCGGGCUGAUGUAG
Messenger RNA from Pedinophyceae sp. YPF-701, 1050 nucleotides. The record is from the annotation of a GenBank genome assembly. NCBI's taxonomy places the organism in Eukaryota, Viridiplantae, Chlorophyta, Pedinophyceae.